Messenger RNA from Drosophila suzukii, 3511 nucleotides. RefSeq lists its product as uncharacterized. The record is from RefSeq and is a predicted model, not a curated record. Lineage: Eukaryota; Metazoa; Arthropoda; Insecta; Diptera; Drosophilidae.
UUCACGUGAAAAGACCUCGUUUUCCUUUCUUACUGCCGAAUCGACUUCUAAAUUAUUAUUUUUUAACUGAAAUUUUUACCGUGAAGCCGGUUUUGUAUAAUUUUUGUCAUUUCGGGCUACCGCUUUUUAGUUUUUGCUCGAGAUAUAUCAAAAUGAAAAGACGCGGAAAUAAUAAAGGAAAGUCUGGAGCCGGCGUGUUGGAACUGCACCAAGUGAAGCGCUUGGACAUGUCGGACCAGGUGGCCAUCGUGAAGAGACCGAAGUACAUGCCCAAUCUGCACAACCUGGUCAUGCCGCAGAUAUGCUAUGAGCACUCCAACCGCGUGGUGGCCGCCCGCCUGUCCAUCGAGAUCCAUAAGCACGACCAGGAUGCGGCCGAUUUCUUUGAGGGAGCGGAGGCGCCCUGCUUGAAUGUGCCGCGCACCCUGUUUCCGAAUCGCGCUCCUGUGGACAAGAUCAUCUUUAUGCCCAGACUGCUGCUGCCAGUGGGCUUUGAUGCCGGUGGGGUUUUUGCACCAGGUGCCAUCCCAAAGCGUUUCUAUCCCACGGGUCUGAUGCCACCCAGUCACAAGGGUCCAACGCCGCCCCUGUUCGUGGGUCUGCGCACCAAGGACUUUCAGUUGUCGGUUGAGGUGCAGAAAUUGUUGGAGAUGGUGCCUCCAGCAAUUACCACGGUGCUGCCCACCACGCCACCGAAGAUGGAGACCAAGAUCGACAUUGGUUAUACCCCGAAUUACAGGCCACCGCCCCUGCCCAACGCCACCGCCAAGGAUCGUGCCGCCGAGGGGCCCAGCCUGGAGAUGCGUAUGAUUCGCCAUGAUGUCACCCUGUCGUUGGUUUACACCACACCGACUGCACCGAAGCCACUCUCAACCUAUCCAUUCCGUCAUCUCCCGGUGCAAUACAACAUCUAUACACCGGAUCUAUCCAAUGUUCUGAUGGUCAUGUCACGCGUAUCCAACCUAACAAUGGCCAUUCUCUCCACCAUCGUGCAUCCACAUGCGCCGGCAGUGGCCAUGGCCACCAUGGGCGAUGAGGAAUGCCCGGAUUUCGAGCUGCCCUCGGAGGUUUUCCCCACCUGUGACGGCCUCAAGCGUCCCAUAUUUCUGCCCGAGCGCUUCCAGCCCAAGGGAUUCAAGGCUGGCUGUGUCUUCAAGCCGGGCAGCCUGCCGGAGUCCUUCUUCAGGGGUAAUUUUUGGAAGGCCGGAACACCACAGCCACAACAUAGCAAUGGCAUAACACCACCGCUGUUCGUGGGCCAGUUCACUUGCGCAAGCGCGGCCAGUGCCUUUUUAAAGACGAUCCAAGAGGAGGGCAACCAGAAAAUGGCCGAUGCAUCCGGAUCCUCAGCAGAGGCAUGUGGAUCUGGGUCUGUUCAGACCGUGGAGUUCAACCCAACGAAGGUACGCUGCAUGACCAAGGGCUUCUUGUUGCUAGAGACCGAGGAUCCGGCCACACCACCGGGUGCACAUAGCUUGAAGAACUACCUGCAUGCCUACAAUGCUGGAUGCUUUGUGAAGGUUACACGCGAGGAGGUAACCGAGGAACUCGAGGAGCCUGAGGAACCCAUAGUACCCACCGCUUUCUCGAGAAUCGGACUGCAGUGCUGUGCCGUAUGCCGUAUGGAUCCAGCUAGAUGUAUCAUGAACCGCACGCGAAGCCCAGAUAGUACGGAUACGGAAGAGUUCUUUCCGGAGGAACACAAAAAGGAAGCAGAGGAAAAGAAGCCUAACGAAGCUGGAUCUAUCAAUAACCAGUCGAAAACCCCAGAUCCGGAAGGUUUGCCAGAAAUACAACUAGAUGAUACAUACAUUGUAACCGAUCCAGAAGAAUGCUUCGAGGACAACGGAAAGGAAUUAAACUCUACCGAACACGCAGCUGGAUCCAUUAUUAACCGACCGGGAACCCCGUUUCCCUGUGCUUUGCCGGAUAUAAUGCUACAUGAUAAAACAUACGCUAAAACAGAUCCAAAAGAAUCCCUUGAGGGGGAAAAUGGAAAGGAACCGAAGGUAACGAAGACUAUCGAAUCCACUAGUAUGAACCGACCGGGAACCCCAGUUCCCCGUAAAAUACUACUAGAUGAUAAAACAAUCGCUAGUACACAUCCAGAAGAAUCCCUUGGGGGGGAAAACGAAAAGGGACCAAAGGAAAUGAAGACUAUCGAACCCAUUGCUGGGUUUAUUAUAAGCCGACCGGGAACCCCAUAUCCCGGUGUUUUGCCAGAAAUACUACUAGGUGAUAAAACAUAUCCUAGUGCAGAUCCAGAGGGAUCCAUUGAGGGAGAAAACGGAAAGGAACUAAAGGUAACGAAGACUAUCGAAUCCACUAUUAUGAACCGGCCGGGAACCCCAUUUCCCCAUGAAAUACUACUAGAUGAUAAAACAAUCGCUAGUACACAUCCAGAAGAAUCUAUUGAGGGGGAAAACGGAAAGGAACUAAAGGAAGCGAAGACUAUCGAACCCAUUGUUGGUUUUAUUAUAAACCGACCGGGAACCCCAUAUCCCCAUGGCUUGCCAAAAAUACUACGAGAUGAUAAAUCAUACGCUGUUGGAGAUCCAAAAGAAUCCUUUGAGGGGGAAAAUGGAAAGGAACCAAAGGAAACGAAGACUAUCGAAUCCACUAUUAUGAACCGACCGGGAACCCCAUUUCCCCAUAAAAUACUACUAGAUGAUAAAACAAUCGCUAGUACACAUCCAGAAGAAUCCCUUGGGGGGGAAAACGGAAAGGAACCAAAGGAAAUGAAGACUAUCGAACCCAUUGCUGGGUUUAUUAUAAACCGACCGGGAACCCCAUAUCCCGGUGUGUUGCCAGAAAUACUACUAGAUGAUAAAAUAUACGCUAUUGGAGAUCCAAAAAAGUCCCUUGAGGGGGAAAACGUGAAGGCACUAAAGGAAACGAAGCCUACCGAAUCCACUGCUAAAUCUAUUACAAGCCGCUCGAAAAUCCCACAUCCUUAUGAUUUUCCAGAUCCAGAACCCUUUGAGGGGCCUAACCGUAGGGAAGCCAGGAAACGCACAAAACCCAUCGAUCUAAACGAAACACGAUCCUCAGUUGGCACCGAAUCCACUGAUUAUAACGCAGAGUUCCUGAUGAAUGCCACUUUUAGCACAGAUAUAGAAACGGAAUCUGAUAUGUUUCCCGACGCCGAACUGGACACAUCCCUGGGCUCACUGGGUUCACUGGGCUCACUGGGCUCCCUGGGAGACGAGAAGUUCCUGAAGUAUUUCAAAAUUGAUAGCGACAUUGAUCUGAUUGCCGAUGGUGUGGCCGAUUUGGGCCAGGCCGAGAUGAAGCUAAUAUUCUGCGAGGAGACGAUGACCGACGACAAUGUCGGCAAGGCCCUGAGUCAGUUGCGUCAGGUUCUCGAGGAGCGCGACGAGAUUCGCGACCACACCGACCAGCUCUACCUGGACCAUGCCCAACGGAUGGAGGACGACUGUCGCAGGGCCCUGCGAAAGUCCACGCGCUGCCGAGAUUGCGGCAAGAUCCACUAAGAUGUAUUCGAAAUAUC